UUUGGUGGCAUUGUCAUCAUCUUUUCAGGUGACUUCUAUCAAUUUCCUCCAGUUGGCGGCAGUCCUUUAUACGCUCCCAUCUCCAUGUAUGCAGGGCAGACUGAUGAAGAGAUUCAGAAGCGACUAGGACACCUCGUGUGGAAAUCAGUCAACACCGUGGUCAAUCUGACAGAACAGCAGCGCAUGAAAGACGAUCCAGAAUUCGGGGAUGCUGUCAGCCGCCUGCACAAACGGAGAUGUUCAGAAGAAGAUGUGGACCUGUUCAAUUCCCGAGUGAUUAAGUCCACAACUAACCUGCGGGGUAUUGACAUGGGUGAAUCCCAGUACUCUGGAGCUGCCGCUAUUGUUUCGACAAAUGCCCUGAGGGAAGUGCUCAAUGGACACAAGGCCGCCACUGCAUGCCCUGAAACAAGCAAACUGGUUGUGUACUCAAGUUAA
Messenger RNA from Suillus subalutaceus, 438 nucleotides. RefSeq lists its product as uncharacterized. The transcript has a single exon. The annotation marks the transcript as partial. Lineage: Eukaryota; Fungi; Basidiomycota; Agaricomycetes; Boletales; Suillaceae. The record is from RefSeq and is a predicted model, not a curated record.